AUGCCUCGGGGCUUCCUGGUAAAGCGAACUAAACGGACAGGCGGCUCGUACCGAGUGCGCCUAGCAGAGCGGGUCUUCCCCCUGCUGGGGCCCCAGGGGGCGCCGCCCUUCCCCGAGGAGGCUUCCAGUGCCCCUCAGCCCGGUGCGGAGCGGGCGGGACCCCCAACUCCGGAGGAGGAAGCGGCCCGCGAACUGUCGGGGUCGUCCUGUCGGGCGGCUGGGGUGAGCCCAGGGGCGGGCGGGCGGGAAGGCGCGGAGUGGAGGGCGGAUGGCCGGGAGGGUCCCGGGCCCAGCCCGAGCCCCACGAAGCCGACGGGCGCGGACCUGCGCCGGGCGUUCUUGGAGCGCUGCCUCAGCUCGCCGGUCUCCGCUGAGUCCUUCCCCGGGGGCACCGCCACCGUGGCCGCUUUCUCCUGCUCGGUGGCGCCAGCAGUAGCACCGACCUCGCGGGAGCAGUUCCUGCUGCCGCUCCGGGCACCGUUCCCGGACCCCGCGCUCCAUCCGGACCCCGCGCCCCUCGCGGCCUCCCUGCACGGCCUGAAGCGGGCCACCGGCGGCGAGCGCUGCGCCAAGGCACCUCCGGCCUGCGCGUCUGGGCCCGCGGCCGCCGGGGUCAAGAAGCCAAAGGCCAUGAGGAAGUUGAGCUUCGCCGAUGAAGUCACCACGUCCCCUGUGCUGGGCCUGAAGAUCAAGGAGGAGGAGCCCGGAGCGCCGUCCCGGGGCCUGGGGGGCAGCCGCACGCCGCUGGGGGAGUUCAUCUGCCAGCUGUGCAAGGAGCAGUACGCGGACCCCUUCGCGCUGGCUCAGCACCGCUGCUCCCGCAUCGUGCGCGUCGAGUACCGCUGUCCCGAGUGCGACAAGGUCUUCAGCUGCCCUGCGAACCUCGCCUCCCAUCGCCGCUGGCACAAGCCGCGUCCCGCAGCGGCCAAUGCCGCCACAGUCUCCUCAGCCGACGGGAAGCUGCCCCCUUCGUCGAUCUCGUCCUCCCCGGAUUCCGGGGCUGUUGCUGCACCUUUCCUGGCGGAGGGGAAGGAGAACAGCCGGGCAGAGAGAACUGCGGAUCAGCACCCGCAGGCCGGGGACAGCUCCGGGGCGGAGCAGCACCGGGACAGCGCCCCAUCACAAGGCCUCCAGGUGUUGUCCCGCCCCGAGCCUUCGCCGCCUCAGGUCCCUUAUACGGCGGGGGUGUUGGGGCGCCGGGUGCCUGAGCCGGGCGGGGUCAGUGCUGCCGGGGGACCCGAGAUCUUCGUGUGCCCAUAUUGCCACAAAAAGUUCCGUCGCCAAGCCUAUCUGCGCAAGCACCUGGCCACUCACGAGGCGGGCUCGGCCCGCGCUCUUGCCCCGGGCUUUGGCUCCGAACGCGCCGCCCCACUCGCCUUCGCUUGCCCGCUGUGCGGGGCGCGCUUCCCGUCGGCGGACAUCAGGGACAAGCACCGGCUGUGGCAUGCGGUCCGCGAGGAGCUGCUCCUGCCCGCUCUGGCCGGGGCGCCCCCUGAAGCACCGGGCCCAGGAGGGGCGUCCGACGGGAGUGCUCAGCAAAUUUUCUCGUGCAAGCACUGCCCGUCCACUUUUUUUAGCUCCCCGGGCCUGACCCGGCACAUCAAUAAGUGUCACCCCUCAGAAAGUCGGCAGGUACUGCUGCUGCAGAUGCCACUGCGGCCGGGCUGUUGA
Messenger RNA from Balaenoptera musculus (blue whale), 1671 nucleotides. It is a transcript of the gene INSM2, whose product is annotated as INSM transcriptional repressor 2. Gene Ontology annotation, cellular component: transcription repressor complex; nucleus. Gene Ontology annotation, molecular function: RNA polymerase II cis-regulatory region sequence-specific DNA binding; DNA-binding transcription repressor activity, RNA polymerase II-specific. Gene Ontology annotation, biological process: regulation of cell cycle process; neuron differentiation; negative regulation of transcription by RNA polymerase II. NCBI's taxonomy places the organism in Eukaryota, Metazoa, Chordata, Mammalia, Artiodactyla, Balaenopteridae. Bases 1 to 1671 code for a protein of 556 amino acids. The transcript has a single exon. The record is from RefSeq and is a predicted model, not a curated record.